CAAGUAUGAAUUCGACAGAAAAACCCCAAUAUACCAGUGGGUCCAUUGAAAAUACAACUGCAGUGACUGUAACUCCGACAUACGGGCGUGUCACUAAUAAAACGACGUUCGACUAUCCCUCGUUUUCUUUCAUAAAUACAUCAACAGAGCCAAGCAUGAAUUCGACAGCAAACGCCCAAUAUACUAGUGUGCCCAUUGAAAAUACAAGUGCUUCGGACCAAAUGACAGCAACAGUUACUUCUACAUACGGGCCUAUCAUUAAUAGUUCACUCACAGGAACUAGUGCAGAUACAGUUAACAUGUAUGGCAUCAACUCUACGACAAUGAAAACAGUGACGACGUUGCCUUACAGUAUAGACAAACGUCGGACAGACGGAAUAGUAACUACAUUGCCGUUUACAGGGAACCCGGACGUUGAAGAACCCCCACCUGCUGCAGGCGAGAAUACUGCUACCACACCUGUUCUAAGUACGGCUCAAGUUACCACUCUAGCCGCUUCUACGAUGGGUACAACAACCAAGGCCACCACUGCAGCGCCAACAGUUGCACCAACGACGCCGGCAGCAACUACAACUACUAAACCUACAACUACAGUACCGACAACUCCACCGCCGCCGCCGCCAACACCAGCACGAGUGACAACGGUAAAGGUGACAACGAAGAAGAAGACAGCGCAUCCCAAAGUCACCUCUAACACUACAAUAGUUACGACGACAACUACACCUGCACCACCGGUCAGGGAUGGAAGUCUGGACGUGGACGGGUUCCAUCCUGUAGGCAACACGGACCUCAUCUUCACUAGCCAAGCCGUCGUUGAUAAGGAGGCAUUAGACCAGCUAGUCCAGUACGACAACCCGUGCCAGUACUACGAGUGUGACAGUGGCUUCAGCUGUCAUCAGGAGGGCGAGACUACCAAGUUCUCCUGUAUCUCACGGUGCCUGGUCAACUAUUGUCUGACCAGAGGAUUCUGCACUCACUUGCUGGAAGGUCGUCCAACUUGCAAAUGUGACUCUAACUCAGGCGGCUGGUACACUGGGGAGAGGUGUGAUUACUACAUCUCACACGUCGCCGCCGUCCUCGUUGCUGUAGGUGUACAGGCCUUUCUCCUGGCCUGUAUCAUCUUUAAGAAAAGGAAAGACAGUCCCUACCUCCUUCCUGUUAGAAUAGCACCCGAGGCAUCGUACGCACGAUUUGGUGAGCAACGUUUCUGCCCAGUCUUCACCUCAAGCCACGGUGUCUACUGUGGUGGCGACAAGUGCGAUGAACAAGCCUUCAUCAAACGCUAUGACUACAGCGGCCCUUACAGCUACGGACAACAAGACCCAACAGACAGGAACUACACCAACGCCUACGGCACCUACAGUAAUAGCAUAACGCAAUCUACUCAUGAUACAAGUAAAAUUCCACCAACAACUGCUUCUACUAUAAGGGAAAAUUCUAUGCCCACUACGUCAAAACUAACGGUGAACACCGGCAAAAGCACCAUGCAUACUGCUUCAACUUCUGCCUCCACCAAAGCAACCACAACUGUACCACAAACUACACCCACCAUGGUAGUACCAAGUAGUGAUAGUAUUGGUGUUUCCACGGCUUCACCAAAAGCCUACACGAGGAGCACGGAUUCGGUCCCAAACCUGGAGAAUGGGACUACAGUCAUCGAUACAGUCCCUGGACAGAAGAAACCUUCCCAACCAAAGAAAAUAGCCUAUUAUAGGUUCCCUGGAGACCUAAAGGUAUACGCCCACUCCACUAUCCAGUUCAUCCGGCAGUGGGACCCCCGUCUGGGGAACAGGACUUCAGAACAACACUUGCAUUUUGCCGACGCCUUCAAGGCAACGGUUGAGCCAUACUACGCAAAGCCCAAGAACACUGGGUUUCAGAAUCUUGAGGUCGUCAAUUUAAGGGAAGGCAACUAUGUCCGUCCCCACGUGGUAGUAGACUACAGAGUGAGGUAUAACUACACCCAGCUGAUGUCGGCAGGCGGGUACUGUAACGUGCUGGACAUGACCGGGCUGCCUGGGACUGUACGGGAGGGAGAACUCAUCGUGGACGGAACCAGGAGCAUUCUGGGAACGGAUGUGACGUACCCAAGCCACACAGAGAUUAGCGACAGUGCAUUGGAGUUAGUUCUGAAGCACAGAAACCCGUGCAAAUACUUCGACUGCAGUCCCGGUUACAGCUGCAAGAGGGAUGGGGAAGAGUUCUACUGCCUUUCUGAGUGUCUUCAGAAGUAUUGCCUGAACAAUGCACUUUGCAUUCAUCAGAACGGCUCUUUGCCAUCUUGCAGAUGCGAAGCGGAUCCGAUCGGCUGGUAUAACGGGGAGCGGUGCCAGCUGUACAUCCCGCAUCUGUGGGUCCUGAUGGCCGGGGGAGGGGCGGCAGGGAUCAUCGGGCUCACCAUCUUCGUCCUGUCCCUCUGUCUCUGUCUGCAAUGCUGCCGGCCCAAACGCAAGCCGGACGCCGAGGAGCCUCCGCUCGUCAAGACGAAACCAGUCAAGAAGAAGAAGUCGGACAAGAAAAAGCGGAAGAUGGACCAAGAUAACUGGUCUUUUGGCUCUUCGUACAAGAAGCCGAUGUUCCCAUACGCGCCUGGAGCAGUCAAGCCUGGGUACAAAUGGAACCCAACCCUGAACAUAGGCAACUCACACGUCGGAAAGUUACCAGUGUUGAUUGCCAUAGUGUACCUUGCGUAUCAGCGGACGGUUUUGGACAACAAUGCCCUACACGACACGUACACGGCAGAGGACAACAAGCCUCCUCUGUCCUGUCCCGACUCGACCCUACAUGCGCGAACCGCCGACGGUAGCUGUAACGACCUGGACGACCCGACCAUGGGCAUGCGCUUGUACCGCUUCGGUAGGAACGCACCCAUAGAGAAAACCUUCGUGGACGAGAAGAACCUCCUGAAACCGAAUCCGAGAGUCAUCUCCAACAAGCUGUUCAAGAGAGGAAAGUUCAUCCCCGCUACUUCUAUCAACCUGCUGGCGGCGGCUUGGCUACAGUUUCAAACGCACGACUGGUUCGAUCACGGCCUGAACCAGAGAGAGAACCCAAUCCACGUCCCCUUGCCCGAAGAUGACGAGUUACGGAAUCGCGGGGUUGAAACACUGAAGGUUUUUCGAACGGUUUCUGACCCGACUCAAACACAGACCGACCGCCCGAAAACCUUCCGCAACCACAACACCCACUGGUGGGACGGUUCACAACUGUACGGCAGCGAUUUGGACACCCAGCUGGCACUACGAGAGAUGAAAGACGGCAAGCUGAAAGUCACAGCCAGCGGCAUGAUCCCUCUAGACGAAAACACGGGCGUGGAAAAGACGGGAUUCUCGAGCAACUGGUGGGUGGGGCUCAGCAUGCUACACAACCUGUUCACGCGAGAACACAACGCGAUCUGUGAUAUGCUAAAGGCGAAGUACCCGAAGAUGACCGACCAAGAACUCUUCGACAAAGCUCGGCUCAUCAACGCUGCUGUGAUGGCGAAGCUGCACACCGUGGAGUGGACCACAGCUCUCCUGUACAACGACAUCUUACACGUGGGCAUGAACACAAACUGGGUAGGAUUUUUGGGUCAACUGGGUGCUCUUGGAGACUUUCUGAAACCUUUUCUGCCUUCAAGCUAUAUUCUGGAUGGAAUACCCGGUUCGAAAAAGGAACUACAUGGCGUCCCGUACUCCCUGACGGAGGAGUUCACAGCCGUUUAUCGCAUGCACUCUAUUCUACCAGAUGUCAUCCACAUGCAAGACGUGGCGACCAAAAAACGUACCGGCGAGACCUACCCGUUGAAAGAUACUCUCUUCAGCGACGCUUUUAAUGUUGUUAAGAAGCAGGGCAUGGAGAAGCUUUUCUACACCUUUGGUGUGGAGAACCCGGGCGCUCUUGUUCUCCACAACUUCCCGAACUCCAUCCGAGAUCUGCAGCUUCCUGAAUCGCAGAACUCGGAGUUUGUUGACAUGGCGACUGUGGAUGUGCUGAGGGAUCGGGAAAGGGGCGUACCGCGCUACAACGAGCUUCGGCGUCACCUCAACAUGGCCCCCGCGGAGACCUUCCAGGACAUUACCGACGACCCAAAGGUUGCCGAUGAGUUGAGCACCAUGUACAACGGAGACGUUGAAAUGGUUGAUCUAUUGGUGGGGUGCAGCGCAGAGAGCCCUCGCCCCACCGGGUUCGGAUUCAGUGACACGGCCUUCCGACUCUUCAUCCUCAUGGCCACCCGGCGUCUCCGGGCUGAUCGCUUCUACACCGACUACUACAACAGCGCUACGUACACCCAGGAAGGGUUAGACUGGGUGGAGCAGGCGACGAUGUCCUCCGUGCUCCUGCGCCACUUCCCGAGCCUGGAGGGAGCUCUAAGCGGCGUCACCAACGCCUUCCGCCCGUGGAAGCUACAACAGGCGUCCGCUGGUCCGUCUGCACGUCCAGCCGGUAUCCCUGGCAACAACGGUUUCCCUGGCAACAACGGUCUUCCUGGCAACCCUGGUCGUGAUGGGACGAAGGGAGACCAAGGAGACCAGGGUCCACCCGGUUCUCCCGGUACAUCGGCUACCAGGAACGUGAAGCAGUGUACCUGGGACAACCUGAGCAGUCAAGCUGCCUCUGGAGUGAUUGUGGAGUGUCCGUUCAACAAGUCGUCUUCGACAUCUGCCCUGCGUUUGACAUGGAACGGCGCCACCAGAAUCAUUAAUUGGGCCAACACCCCCUGUUGUAAGCGCUGGUUCCUCACACUGAACGGAACCGAGUGCACCGAUCCUGCUCCCAUUGACGGCAUCAUGUACAUGCACAACCGUGUUGAAGACGGUUACGUCAAUGUCCAUCGUGCGACCACAAUUGACGGCCUGUGUUACGGCGAGCCGGCUGGUCCUGUGACGGUGGCCCUGAAUGUCGGCCCAUGCUCACAUGAUGGACUCGACGAAGGGUCACCCCACACAGGGUACAACUCCUACUCCCGGAUCAUCGUGGAGGAACUGGACAUAUAACCCGGAAAUGAUUACAUCUGUCCCGGGAAAGAAUAUCUUGCUGAAUCACUACUAGUAUUUGUCAAAGUCG
Messenger RNA from Branchiostoma belcheri (Belcher's lancelet), 5046 nucleotides. RefSeq lists its product as uncharacterized. The transcript is spliced from 20 exons. Gene Ontology annotation, biological process: response to oxidative stress. The record is from RefSeq and is a predicted model, not a curated record. Gene Ontology annotation, molecular function: peroxidase activity; heme binding. NCBI's taxonomy places the organism in Eukaryota, Metazoa, Chordata, Leptocardii, Amphioxiformes, Branchiostomatidae. The coding region runs from base 6 to 4976 and encodes 1656 amino acids.